Molecule: messenger RNA, 1174 nt
Organism: Hyphopichia burtonii NRRL Y-1933
Lineage: Eukaryota; Fungi; Ascomycota; Pichiomycetes; Serinales; Debaryomycetaceae
Exons: 1
Coding region: 24-1145 (373 amino acids)
Source: RefSeq, a predicted model, not a curated record
CUAUUGGGAGUAAGCAUAUAGACAUGAUUACAUUAGGUCCUAGACUCAUAAAUCGCUCGGGGCUUCUUCGAAGUUCUUACUGUGCUAAUUUGUUGAGGUUUUCUAUAAGAUUCAAGUCGAACUUGCCUCAAGACGUUAACCAAAAGAAGAAUUUACCAUCAAAUGAAGAAUGGAAACAUUUGAAACAGCAUAUACCGGGAGAAUCAGUUCAGCCUAAUGAUCUUAAGAGCCGGAUUCCCAAGUUCCCGCUUGCCAAAGAAAAUGUUCCAACGUUAUUACCAAGACCAGGAGUUCCUCAAGUUGGGUCCCAAUAUUCAUUUAGACAAGUUCUUCAAAUUUUGAAAAAUAAGACCAAACCUGAGUUAAUAUACGAAGCUGAACCACACAGACUAUACUUUCUCGCAUGUCUUUCAUUCGCAGCCGUUCUCACGAUAUACGGUGUUGUCUUAGCAGAAUAUGCUUGGUUUGAAGCUAAUAAAGAAUAUGAUGAAAAUGAAAAAGAAUUAAAUGGACCAUUAAGAAUGAGAGAAUUUGGUUUUACGUUAUUGAAAAAUUCAACGUUCGCAAUGGUUAUGUUCGGAGCAGCUUACUUAAUUGGAUCUUUCCCAACUAGAUUAAUCAGAAGAAUGUGGUAUUUACCAGGUCCGGUUGAGCAUGUUCAAUUCACUUCCUAUUCGUUAUUACCGGGUAGACCUACCCCGGUGAUAACCGUUCCAUUGAAGAACUUAGUGAGAAAACACCAAGCUAGAGUCUGGACUGGUAAAGGUUUUUACGGGACUGCUGAUAAAUCAAUGUUUUUCUUCGUUUUAAAAGAAUCUGAGGCUAAAAAAUCAUGGAUUGUUGAUAGAAAAGGUUUUUUCUGGUCAGAUGGUAGAGUUUUUGAUUAUCUUUUCGGGAAAGAAACCGUUGCAGAAGCAGAAGCUGGUAUUCCGUACGAUGAACAAAUUGGUAUUGUAAACCGUGAAGUGAAAAAACAAAAACAAGAAUUAAGAGCUAAACAUGGGAUGUUCUAUAAAUGGAAAUUGGCCGGUAAAGAUAUGAAGCAAGAUGCUCAAAAAGGUGCCAACUAUAUUUCCACUUUAAAAGCUAAUAAUAAAAAACCAAAAUCACUUCCAAACAAUGACUCAAAAACCGUUAAAAAAUGAUUUUACUUCGCUUUUGUUUCCAAAAAAUC